AUGCGGGCAGGGGCCGGGGCGGCAGCGGCGGCUGCCGCGGGGGGCCUGGGGGCGGCGGCGGCCGCCGCGGCGAAGCUGGCGCUGGGCCCGGGCGGAGAGGCUGCCGGCGGCUCGCUGCCAGCGUUGCUUCGCCUCAGCUGUGUUGGCCUGGUGUUUGUGUGCAAUGCAGUGAUGUGGACAGUCUUCACAAAAGCCUUACGACUCUCCUCCUCCUCAGCUGCUGCCUCUGUGACAACAACAGCCUCCAACUUCAUCUUUUCGGCUGUCCUGGGAAGAUUGCUCUUCGGGGAGACAUGGACACCUCUGUGGUGGGUCGGCCUUGCCAUGACAGUCUGCGGGCUCAUGCUGCUGCACACGGCUGCGCCCCAGCUGGUGCCAGUCCCAGCGGAGAAGAAGGAAUGAUAGCUGCUGCAGGGGCCACGGUGCCAUGCUGCCUCUCUCCAGCCUGUCUCAUGACAGCAUCCCCAGUCCCCACCGGCCUCUCAACACGUCGGCCACCGAGGUGCUAACCCCUGCUCAGUGCUCAUCUGCUGACUUGCAAAAUCACAUUGGUCACAUCUUUCCUGGUGGUGGUAUGGUGGCAGUGACAGCUCGGAGGGAGCUGGUCAACUCUGAGUCAGUAUUGUGAAAAUCAGGGCCAGAGGCUUAUCAGCCACUCCUCCUCUUCGCACCCUGUGGCUGUGGAGCUUUCCUAGUUAGGGGAAUGCUGAAAGUAAAUAUAGUGGCUGUGGAAGGUGCUUGUACAUCAGUAUUUUUCCAUGAAAGGACCUAUCCCAAAAUAGAAGAGCAAUCAGAAUUAGAUGCUGAAGGCAGCUGUUAUUUCUGCUCUGCUGUUCCUGACUUUUUGUCUCUUGAAAUGGUUCUAUGCCCACUGCUACCUAUAAGGCUGUAGAGACUUUCAUUAAUUCCUUCAGCUUCCUCUAUCAGUCACAUACACCCUUGAACUUGGCAUUUGUAUCUGACUUCUAGAAUUUUCACUUACCCAUUCCUGACAUGUUAGUCACUGUAAGGUUGCUGCUCUUUCCUUUAAACCCUUACCCAGAAUAGGGUUUUGAUCACCAUUCCUGCUUUGUGUAGGUUAAACUAAUUUUGGGACAGUUCAACAGGCAACCUGCUUCCACUUGGAGUGUCCAUGUUCAAUACAUCCCUCAUCCCCACUCAAGUUGAAAAUUGCUUUAAUGUUUGGUAAAAGGAAGUUUCUCAAGUUUCUCAUGUUUUUUCUACACUUCUGGAUGAUGCUUAUUCCCAUUGAUGUAAUGUGAUCAACCAGAUCACUGGUAUCUGCUAAAUUUUGCAUCAGUGAUUACUCCACGUGUCAGUUUGGUGAAUGUGUCAUGAAUCAUCAUUUGUAAGGUACUGACCUAAUUCCCCUUCCCCCUUCUUUUUUUUCUUCCUUGGAAAUUCUUCAGUUGGAAUUAACAAAUAUAAUCAUGCCUAUAAAUGUAUGCAUCAUGGUGGUGAUAUUGCUUGCUUGCUCUGGGCUUGCCAGGUUGUCUCUGUCAUCUUGUAAUGACAGAAGGUGAGUCACGGUUGUGGCAUGUGCAGAAAACCUAAGGAACUGUGAGCAUCUGUAUCUGAACCUGUCAGGUCUGUCAUGACUGGCAGAUCUGUGCUGUGUCAAGUGGGUAAAAUAGACUUGGAUGGAAAUGCCA
Messenger RNA from Agelaius phoeniceus (red-winged blackbird), 1652 nucleotides. RefSeq names its product transmembrane protein 42 (gene TMEM42). NCBI's taxonomy places the organism in Eukaryota, Metazoa, Chordata, Aves, Passeriformes, Icteridae. The record is from RefSeq and is a predicted model, not a curated record. Gene Ontology annotation, cellular component: membrane.